AUGGCUGAUAACUUUACUAUAAUGUUUCUGGCAGUUAUUACGAAAAUAACGAUGUAUUUAAGAGCGGUCGCUACCCUAUCGUUUAUCUUCGAAAUUAUUGUAGCUGAACAAUUCUGUGCACUUACACCAGUUUUGCACAAUGUGAACAAACAUCAGUCUCUCGGAUCGACAUAUCGCAAAUUUCUUCAUGAAGAAAAAGAUUGUAAGAAAAAGUGCGAAUUAGAUGCGACAUUCAAUUGCACGGCGAUCCUCUGGGCAGCGGCAACAACUGGUGAAUGUUAUUUGAUGGAUAAAGUCGAUCUCACCAAUGAUAUAUAUCGUGAUGAUCAACACUAUACACUUUUUGUCAUGAAAUGUGAUGGACAAGAUUUACCCGAAAUUGGUUUUUCAUUGUUUUUGAAAGCGCAAGAGAACGUUUCACAGCCACAUGGAUACGGUUAUCGAUCUCCUGGAUUGAUUUCUGAAAAAGCUUGUCGUGAAUUUUGUGCAGCGAAUUAUGAAGGUGUUAAAUGUUCGGCUUAUGCUAUUGGUAACAAACCAAUAUCGCAAUGUUUCUUAUAUUCUGAAUAUCCACACAGCACUGGAAAUGGUUCAAUGACAAUUUAUCGUAAAGUUUGCCGACGAUCUCCACAUAACUGCCAAUAUACUGUGUGGUCGGAAUGGACAGUUUGCUCCGCAACUUGUGAUGGUGGUCAACAGAGUCGUAAACGCGAAAUCUUGGCCAAGCCAUCGAAAAAUGGCAUUCCUUGCUUGGAAAUUGAGAAGAUUCAAACAAGGCGUUGUGGUGAAGUGCCUUGCCCUGGUUGCACAUAUGGUCCGUGGAGCCAAUUCAGCGCAUGUUCUGCUAGCUGCGGUAAAGGAACUAUGACUCGUACGAGAAAUAUCAUUGGUCCAAGUGGUCACCAUGCAAAUCAAACUGCUUGUUAUCACGAACAAGAAACCUUAAAAGAGAUAAGUGAACCAACGCACUGUCGCCAUUACUAUGGUCCAGUUUCAAUUCAGCUUAAUUGUGAGAGAGAUGAUUGCGAAUUUGAGGAUGAAGCCUUAACGACAACUACUUCACAUUCAGCAAUUUCGUUUAUAGCUGAUGAACUUACCACUGAUGAACCUUUUGCUCAAGGAAUAAACCAGUGGACACCAAGAAUUGAAACAACUCAAAUUGAUGAAUUUGUUGUUGCUGAAGCAGCAUCAAUUGAAAUUCUUCCAAGUGAAAAUACGCCAUGUUUUUUGCACGGUUUUAUUGAUAGGAAAAUUUUUCUAAGUGAAGGCAGUAAAUAUUAUUUAUACGAUCAUCAAUGUAGAGCAAACAAAACGAAAGAUACUGCCAUAUGUGAAUGGCAAUCGGUUGCGACGGAAAUAGAUUUGUCAACAUAUCCAAACAAGGAGCCGCUUGGACACAUACGUAGCUCACAAAGAUGCGGAACAGUUUGUCAGUUAACCUAUCCUACGUUCGUACUUAAGAAAAUUUGUACUGCAUAUGCGUAUACUUUCAACUUAACGACGAACCCAGACCUCGAUAACUGUUUCAUGAUCGAUCACCAACGUUUUAAAUCAGACGAUGAAUUAGAUAAGUUAUUAGUCCAUGGAUCUGGAACUUACAAUGUUUACUUUCUUUCAUGCUCAUAA
Molecule: messenger RNA, 1626 nt
Organism: Dracunculus medinensis (Guinea worm)
Lineage: Eukaryota; Metazoa; Nematoda; Chromadorea; Rhabditida; Dracunculidae
Source: the annotation of a GenBank genome assembly